AAAAUUAAGAAAAAUAUACAUACACUGCAUAUUAUUAAUAAAGAAACGAACUGAUUGAAAAAGUAUUCAAAGUGCGUGAGUGUGAAAAUCUAUUUUAGCGUAUCCAAUUGGAAUUUUGCGCCGAAAUUGUAGAUUUUUCAUUGCCAUUGCGGCGUUGUGUGUAUAACAAGAUGGCGUCCUCGCAAGUCUCAAACAAAUCGGGCUCCGGCUGGCCGCGGCGCGGCAGCCAAGGCCAAGCUGACGCCAGCAUCAGCAAUAAUGGCACACAAAAAUAUGCGCCCAAUCAAGCAUUGACCAUAAACCGCACAAUCAAUCUCUACCCACUAACCAACUACACAUUCGGUACCAAGGAGCCGCUUUUUGAGAAAGAUCCUUCAGUGCCGUCACGCUUCCAGCGUAUGCGCGAGGAGUUCGAUCGGAUUGGCAUGCGUCGCUCUGUAGAGGGCGUACUGCUUGUGCAUGAGCAUGGAUUACCGCAUGUGCUGCUGCUUCAACUUGGGACUACAUUUUUUAAGCUGCCAGGCGGUGAGCUGAACGCAGGCGAGGAUGAAGUAGAAGGUCUCAAGCGUCUUCUCUCUGAGACGCUGGGCCGUCAGGAUGGCGUCAAACAGGAUUGGAUUGUCGAGGACACCAUUGGCAAUUGGUGGCGCCCAAAUUUCGAGCCACCACAAUAUCCAUACAUUCCACCGCACAUAACCAAACCAAAGGAGCACAAACGUCUGUUUUUGGUGCAAUUGCAUGAAAAGGAUACGGACAGGAACGCCAGUUACGAUGUACCCUGAGCUGUUCCAAUAGCGCCGUGUUGUGUUGUGUAAUCUCACGCAUCUGGCAUCUGCCCAACCAAGCAUAGAGCUCUUCCUCAACGCUCUACUCAAGAGUGCAAACAAACUGAACAAACAGAAAUGAAAAGAAUCAGAAACAGAUCGCAUAAUGGCCCCGAGGCGCAUACAAUUUUAAUUAGUUCGUCGAUUCUAGUUCAAUUUUUUGUACAAAACUUACUUCAAAUUGUAUUUGUUGCUCUCAGAGUUGUUGGCAUAUUUUGCGCAUAUCCCGAAAUUCUUUGAUUGUUCUUGUUGUAUUAAUUUUGUAAAUAUGUCGACACUUCUGUAAGCCAGAGAGCGCAAUCCUACACACGAUACUCAUUUUUUCUUUGUUAUGUGUUGAGCCUUUAUUAAUCGGGCAGGCAGGUGAAAGUUAUAGUUGAAAGUGCAUUGUAAAAGUUGCCGGUUGUCGUCUGUUAAUGCGGACAAAUCUCGCGUGUUGUGCUGAUUUGCGUGCAUAUGGCAAAUGCAACUGGAUUAGGCAGGCAGUCGCAGUCGCUUCUUAAAUAAUUUAAGCACUCGUUUAUGUAACAACAAUUAUAACUCUGUGUUUAGUACUUCCUUGACAUCAUCCAUUAUGCAACACUCGCGUUCACACGCACCAUGUAUAAUGAAUGUUGCUCUUAAUGGUAAUCGAAAUUAUGUUCUUAUCACAAUAAUUAGUAGACUUUGUUUGAUGCCCAAAAUCGAUGGCUUUAUUGAAGUCAUAUCCGAGUUGAUUUGAAUUUUGCGCAUCAAGAACAAAAUCUAUUAAUUUAGUUUAACGAAGUAUCAACAACUGUGAAUGUAAAACAAAAAAAAAACAACCAUAAUACAAACUUUUAUAUAUCAUACGUAAUUAC
Molecule: messenger RNA, 1663 nt
Organism: Drosophila montana
Lineage: Eukaryota; Metazoa; Arthropoda; Insecta; Diptera; Drosophilidae
Gene: Cpsf5
Product: cleavage and polyadenylation specificity factor subunit 5
Exons: 4
Coding region: 171-782 (203 amino acids)
Cellular component (GO): mRNA cleavage factor complex
Molecular function (GO): mRNA 3'-UTR AU-rich region binding
Source: RefSeq, a predicted model, not a curated record